AAAUGUCCCACAGGUUUACAGGGGACACAGUUCACCUGUGCAAAUUGCCAGCGUGAGAAUGAAGAUCGCCGCGACUUUCCUGUUGCUGCUGCCGCUGCUGGUGGUUGGGUCUGUCCCCACGGAUCAGAGCAAGACGGGGGCUGAUACAAAAACUGCUGCACUGACAGCUGCACACGACCAGCACUGUGCACAAGACAUCCAUGCUGUGCUGAGAGAGAUGGCCGUCUCGCUUGCUCAGCAGAAGGUGGAGAUGAGGUUCUUGCAAAGACAGAAUAAAGAACAAUCGGCAAAGCUCAAGGAGCUGGAGAGGCAGCAGACUGAGGUCCACAAGCUGAAGCAACAGCUGCAAGCCAAACAGGUGGCUUUCUCAGCCUCCCUGAUAGCUCACGGCCACGGAUUUAUCGGACCCGUUAACAAACACACGACUCUGAUGUUCAAACAUGUGAUCACAAACAUCGGAAAGGCCUACAACCCGCACACAGGUGUCUUCAGUCCACCGGUGAGAGGAGCAUACCACUUCGAGUGGUACAUAGGUGCCCCUGGAAACCUUCCUGUAGGCGCUGUGUUGGUGAAGAACUCCGAGCACAUUUUUCUUGCGUAUGUGCAUGUUAAGUCCUAUUACGCUGCUUCUUCUAAUGGUGCCACGCUGCUUCUAGAGGUUGGAGAUGUUGUGUUUUUGCGUCUGUGGCCUAAUUCGAGGGUGUUUGACAAUCAGUUUCACCAUGUCACCUUCAGUGGUCAUCUUCUUUUCACCAUGUAAGAUGCAAAAGGAUGCACUUUUCUUCACCUCUAUGUUGGUCAUGCAGGGUUUUUUUUUUUUUCUCUUGCACUUGAACAGAUCUUAAUCUGGGUGUGUUGAAUCACUGUAGCACUGCAGAGUGAAUGUCUCGCUGUUCUUUAUGUAUAAAAGCUGAAUGAGCAGUGCAACAAUUUAUGGAAACUAAAAUGUUCAUUUUUCAUCUGUAUCCAAAUACCCAAAAUGAUUUUUUUUCCUCAAAUUUCAAAGUGAUUUAAUUUUCUCGUCAUUUGGAUUGAAGAAUAAACAUAACUGCUACACUA
Messenger RNA from Chelmon rostratus (copperband butterflyfish), 1059 nucleotides. Its product is annotated as complement C1q-like protein 2. Gene Ontology annotation, molecular function: protein binding. The coding region runs from base 59 to 760 and encodes 233 amino acids. Lineage: Eukaryota; Metazoa; Chordata; Actinopteri; Chaetodontiformes; Chaetodontidae. The record is from RefSeq and is a predicted model, not a curated record. The transcript has 4 exons.